GGGUUUUUUUUUUUUUUUAUCUUCGUUUCUUUUGAUCGAGAAACCGGAACCCUAGAUACCCGAAAUCGUUUUCGAAUCCGUGGCGAGGCGGGAUUGAGGCGUGUUGAGUGGGAAAUCUCUUCGGAUUUGGAUGUUGUGCGGGGGGAGGGAUCGGUAGAUCGGAGAUGGCCGAUCCGGGCGUCGUUCAAGGGGGCGUCGAGGCGGCGGGGGUCGAUCCGGCCGAGCUUGGACGCCGACGAGUUCCUCAACCUGCUGCACGGAUCGGAUCCGGUCAAGAUCGAGCUCAAUCGCCUCGAGAACGAAGUGCGAGAUAAGGAUCGGGAGUUGGGGGAGGCACAGGCGGAGAUUAGGGCGCUGAGGUUGUCGGAGCGUGCGAGAGAGAAGGCCGUUGAAGAGCUCACGGAUGAAUUGGAGAAGUUAGCGGAGAAACUCAAGCUAACAGAAUCCCUUCUAGAGAGCAAAAAUCUCGAAAUCAAGAAAAUCAAUGACGAGAAGAAAGCCUCCAUGGCCGCUCAGUUUGCAGCAGAAGCAACGCUUAGAAGAGUUCAUGCUGCGCAGAAGGAUGAUGACAUGCCCCCCAUUGAAGCCAUUCUUGCACCGCUGGAGGCAGAGCUAAAGCUUGCUCGCCAGGAGAUGGCAAAGCUGCAAGAUGAUAACAGGGCUUUAGAUCGUCUAACCAAAUCCAAGGAGGCAGCAUUAUUAGAAGCAGAAAGAACUGUACAGAUUGCUUUAGCAAAAGCUUCCAUGGUAGAUGAUCUACAAAACAAGAACCAGGAGCUGAUGAAGCAGAUCGAGAUCUGCCAGGAAGAAAACAAGAUCUUGGACAAAUUGCACCGCCAAAAGGUUGCAGAGGUUGAGAAGCUUAGCCAGACGGUGAGAGAGCUAGAAGAGGCUGUUCUUGCCGGUGGUGCGGCUGCCAAUGCUGUUAGAGAUUAUCAGCGGAAAGUUCAGGAGAUGAAUGAAGAGAGAAAAACACUUGAUCGUGAACUUGCUCGUGCAAAAGUUACUGCUAAUCGGGUAGCUGUCGUUGUUGCAAAUGAGUGGAAAGAUGCUAAUGACAAGGUUAUGCCAGUUAGACAGUGGCUUGAGGAGCGAAGAUUUUUGCAGGGGGAAAUGCAACAACUUCGAGAUAAGCUUGCCAUAACAGAACGAACUGCGAGAUCUGAAGCUCAAUUAAAAGAGAAGUUUCAGUUGCGCCUCAAAGUACUAGAAGAGGGAUUGAGAAUGCCUUCAGGUGGUUCCAGUCGCUCUACCCAAGAAGGGAAAAGUUUAAGCAACGGCUCUUCCCGUCGCCUAUCACUUGGUGGAGCUGAGAACAUUUCCAAGCCUAAUGGUGCAUUAACUAGGAGAUCACCUUCUUUUCAGAUGAGAUCUUCUCUUUCUGCUGGCAGUAGUAUGGUACUGAAACAUGCAAAAGGAACUUCGAAGUCAUUUGAUGGCGGUACCAGAUUCUUGGACAGAGGAAAAGUUCUUGGCAACGGAGCUUUACUCAACAGAUCUACUGAUGGUAUAAGAGAGAGUAAUACAAAUAAUAAUUUGAAAGAAAAUCCAGAUGAGAAAAAUAAUGAACCCAUCAGUAGUGAUUUAAAUGAUUCUGUAUCUGGCUUACUGUAUGAUUUGUUACAAAAGGAGGUGAUUGCCUUGAGAAAGGCUUGCCAUGAGAAGGAUCAAAGCCUGAAGGACAAGGAUGAUGCAAUUGAGAUGCUGGCAAAGAAAGUAGAUACUUUGACCAAAGCAAUGGAAGUAGAGGCUAAAAAGAUGAGAAGGGAAGUAGCUGCCAUGGAGAAAGAGGUUGCAUCUAUGCGUGUCGGGAAGGAUCAAGACAGCAGGGCUAAGCGCCUUAGUAGUUCGAAGGGUCCUGUAAACACUGCUCAGCUGCUUUCUGGGAAGAAUCUGCCGAAAACUGGGUUAAUGCGCAACUUUCAAUGACAAAUUCAAGAUGCUAGCAGCAUGAAAUUCUCGACAAGGAUAACCCUGCGGUGAUCCGGAAUCAGGAAGAGAAACUCGGUGGAAAUUCCCCUUAUGCGUCUGACGCAGGCUUUGAUGUAAUGUAGUGUAUGCAAUGGUGAAGCUGCGCUAACUUAAGGCAAAGGUUUGAAAGGAUGUAUAGGACAGAGAAUCUUCCCCUUUUUACCCCCGUCUGUAAUUUUUAGCGCGUGUGGCAGCCUUAUGGCCUUAUUAUUUCCAGGUUUGUGCAUGUUUUGUAAUUCCAGAUGAUUAUGUAUGCUAUUAGUCAUUAUUUAUGCCAUUAGUGUUGGCGUAAAAUUGGUACAUCAUGUACGAUCCAUUGCCGCCCGCAUCAUGGUAAAGUUAAGAAGUAUUCGCAUGCUUCAUUGUUGGAA
Messenger RNA from Ananas comosus (pineapple), 2342 nucleotides. Its product is annotated as microtubule-associated protein 70-2-like. The coding region runs from base 505 to 1929 and encodes 474 amino acids. Gene Ontology annotation, biological process: cytoskeleton organization. The record is from RefSeq and is a predicted model, not a curated record. The transcript has 12 exons. Gene Ontology annotation, molecular function: microtubule binding. Lineage: Eukaryota; Viridiplantae; Streptophyta; Magnoliopsida; Poales; Bromeliaceae.